AUGGAUCCCGUCAAGUACAUCUUUGAAAAGCCCUCUCUCACUGGACGGAUCACUCGGUGGCAGAUUCUAUUUUCAGAGUUUGAUAUUGUUUAUGUCACUCAGAAGGUGAUGAAGGGAAGUGCCUUGGUAGAUUACCUGGCUCAACAGCCCAUGAAUGACUAUCAGCCUAUGCAUCCAGAAUUCCCUGAUGAGGACAUUAUGACCUUGUUUGAGGAGGAAGUAGAGGAUGAAGACAAGGACAAAUGGAUCGUUGGGUUCGACUGCAGAAACAACAUAGCUGAGUAUGAGGCAUGUGCCCUUGGGACCCAAGCGGUGAUCAACUUCAAGGUCAAGUUGCUCAAGGUAUACGAGGACUCGGCCUUGGUAAUUCACCAGCUGAAGGGUGAAUGGAAGACCAGAGACCAUAAAUUGGUGCCUUACCAAGUUUACAUUAGGAAGUUGAUAGAAUUCUUUGAUGACAUAUCUUUUCAUCACAUUCCUAGAGAGGAAAAUCAGAUGGCCGACGCCCUCGCCGCCCUAGCGUCCAUGUUCCAACUAAGCCCGCAUGAAGAUUUGUCGUACAUCGAAUUCAUAUGUCAUGGAAAUCCUGCACAUUAUUGCUUAAUAGAAGAAGAAAAGGAUGGUAAGCCUUGGUACUUCGAUAUCAAACAAUACAUUGAAGACAAGGAAUACCCGCCUGAGGCCUUUGACAACGACAAGAGGACAUUGCGAAGGUUGGCGGCCAGCUUCUUCCUGAGUGGAAAUAUCUUAUACAAGAGGAACCAUGACAUGGUAUUGCUUCAAUGUGUGGAUGCCAGAGUGGCUGAGCAAAUGCUAAUAAAGGUGCAUGAAGGAUCCUUUGGAACGCAUGCCAAUGGACGUGCCAUGGCCCGAAAAAUUCUAAGAGCGGGGUAUUACUGGCUCACUAUGGAGAGUAUUGUUGCAUCCAUGAGAGGAAAUGCCAUAAGUGUCAGGCCUUCGCCGAUAAUGUUAAUGCUCCACCCAUACCUUUGA
This is a messenger RNA of Glycine soja, 993 nucleotides long. RefSeq lists its product as uncharacterized. The transcript has 2 exons. Gene Ontology annotation, molecular function: nucleic acid binding; RNA-DNA hybrid ribonuclease activity. The coding region runs from base 1 to 993 and encodes 330 amino acids. Lineage: Eukaryota; Viridiplantae; Streptophyta; Magnoliopsida; Fabales; Fabaceae. The record is from RefSeq and is a predicted model, not a curated record.